This is a messenger RNA of Megalops cyprinoides (Indo-Pacific tarpon), 1159 nucleotides long. Its product is annotated as bMERB domain-containing protein 1-like. The record is from RefSeq and is a predicted model, not a curated record. Lineage: Eukaryota; Metazoa; Chordata; Actinopteri; Elopiformes; Megalopidae. The transcript is spliced from 6 exons. The coding region runs from base 176 to 754 and encodes 192 amino acids.
UGCACGUUGUCAGCGGCGUAUCGCCUGUUCUCCUCCGUAAAUAAUGGAUUUUAUGAUACCUAAUGGUUACCUCUGUAGAACAACAUAACGCGCUGAAAUAAAACUGAAGGAUCUUUUUUUUGUUUUGCGCUUUAAUCGUAAAUCCUUGACAGCUAUCCACGAAAACUAGGAAGAAAUGGAAAAGGAGCAAUUCUCCAAGCAGUAUGGGUCUUUGGAAUGCACAAAAUGGAAUGCUGAGACGGCAAAAGCAGUUGAAGAGGACGUCGUCUCAAUGGCAGACUCUACCAUCACGAUAGAUGACAUCGAAGGGGAGCUUUUCAAGAUUGAGCGGAUAAGGGACGUCCUGGUCAGGAGGGAGUCGGAGCUGAGAUACAUGAUGGAUGACAUCCAGCUUUGUAAAGAGAUAACACGGCUCAAAAAGGAGCUGCAGAAACUGGUUUCUAUUCCAGAUAAAGACAAGUCCAACGAUGACAAGCAGAAGGAGGAGGAGCUGCUGCAGCAGAUCCACAAGCUGGUGGAGACCAGGGACUUCCUGGUAGAUGAUGUGGAGUUUGAAAGACUGAGGGAAAAAGAAGAAGACAAAGAGAUGGCAGAAUUCUUGCAGUCCAAGUUUCCCAAAAACCUGAAGCAAAAAAGUCCCUCUCAGGGCAGAAGGAUGACCUCCAGAGGCCAGCAGACCUCCUCUCCUUUUGUCGCCAAAACCGGGCUCACCCUCCUGAAAGAGUGCUGUGGGUUCACCUGCUCCAUCAUGUAGGGCGCCCCCUGGUGGGCGUCGCUGUGUGUGGGUGGAGCUGAAAGAUUGGUGUCUUUGGGUGUAGCAGUGGAGUGUGGCAGUUUUGCUGGAAGUGAAAGCUUUCUUGAAGCCAGAAAUUCUGCAGUGCAUGGUGAUUUCCUGAGGAGGGCGCCGUGGAAGGUUCGGAAUGUAGAAUGUUCUGUGUGUUUCCUGGUUCGCAUCCCGGCCGCGUGCUCCGCCGUCUGUCUUUACUUCAGAUCUGUGCUUCUCAUUGGCCCGCUGUCAAGCUGUGCUCCUGCUCGGGUUUUGGCUGGGUGUCAAACCUGCACCUCCAGCGCUCAUCUCCCACGGGGGAAGUGCUACGCAGUUCCAUCGUUACAUCAUCCCCUCAUUACGCCUUCUCAUUCAUCAUCGUUAGAGCCCGCU